GGAUUUCUGUGCACCUGUCUACGUCACCGAUCAGGAUGAAUUCACCUGUUUCGGGGUGUGGCCAGAGAUGACUACAGUCCCAGGCGUUAACCAAAGACAGUGUUGAGGCAAACACACGGGACGAAAACGAUGAACAGCUGCGUUUAAGUUCAGAUAAGGAUACAAAAAAAAAACUUUUUUCUUUUAUUGUCAUUCGAGGAGUUUUAUUGCUAUUUAGUUUUUUAUUAUUUGGAGCCGGAGGCUUUGUCUGUGUAACUGCAGCGUUUUGUCAUCAUGCGGAGAUUAGCUGCUGCUAUCCUCCUGCUGUCGCUUCUUAAAGUGUCGGUGUGUAUUCAGGUGAUUGUUCCUCAGCAGGAGCGCAACACAGCACUGUUUGCCUCGGUGAUCCUCCGGUGUGACUAUUCCACCUCUGCAAACCUCCAAGAUGUUCUGGUCACCUGGAGGUUCAAGACCUUUUGCAAGGACCCUGUGCUGGAGUACUACUCCACAGCGUACCAGUCUGCAUUACAGCUGGGGCAGGACCCAUCAAAUGACUGUCCAGAUCGUCAGCGCACAGUGCGCACUGUGAUCCAGAAGAGAGGAAGCAACGAGCCGACGCUGGGUGCAGAAUACCGUGAGCGCAGGAUCACCAUCCAAAAUAAGGCAGACCUGGUGAUCACUGAGGUGAUGUGGUGGGACAAUGGGGUGUACUUCUGCUCUGUCGACGCUGCUGGAGACACCUCAGGAGACUCUGACAAAGAAGUCAAACUCAUCGUUUACCACUGGUUAACAGUGUUGUUCAUCGUCAUCGGAGCCCUCCUUCUCAUCCUCCUCCUCUGUAUCUGCUGCUGCCAGUGCUGCCCUCAGACAUGCUGCUGCUAUGUUCGCUGUCCCUGCUGCCCACAGCAAUGCUGCUGUCCUGAAAAAGCUGUGAUGCAGCAUCGUAUGAUGAAGCAGGCUCAGCAGGCCAUGAAUCCCUGGUUAGGAGGACAGCCGGUAUAUGCACCAAUGACCCACGCCUCCUCCCAAAUGAACCCGAUGCUCUACGGAGGAUCAGGCAAGAGCAUCCCUCUGAAGGCCAUGCCUCUUCCUCCACCCCAGUCUUCAGCUUACAGUAUGCCCCCUCCUGGUAACCAUACCCCUGCCAGCACCAAUCAGAUGCUUGAUUACCUGGAAAACCAGGUUAGGAGUCCUCUGCUACAGUCCCAGCCUCCUCCACACCAGCACAUGCAGCAGAUCCCACCUCCUCCCCAGCACAUGCAGCAGAUCCCACCUCCUCCCCAGCACAUGUACCCCACCACUGUGCCAUUUUCCCCCGGCCCUCCCAGCAUGAUCUCUGCCCUUGACGAUGGCCCAGUGGAGCGUCGCAUCAUUACACUUCCACCUAUAAGAGAGACGCAGCCUGGCAGAAUCCCACCUCCUGCACCCAAGACUCGCCCACCGAGCUCCAGCGAGAGCAGCCGUAGCGGCUUCGGCCGUCGUGAUGACCGAGGAGCAGCGGGCAGGCGUCACCCCUCACCUACUCGCUCUAGAGGCAUUCCCAGAAGCCACAGCCAGGAUUCACUCGAUGGACGGAGUCAUAGCGGGGCACGAGGAGGCAUGGACCGUCCACGCUCCCGUUCCAGGGAUGACCUGUUUGACAGCAAGUCCAGAGGAAAUUACUCUCCGCCAGCAUCAAGGCGCUCAAGAGGAGGGUCCUGGAGCUCAGAUGAUGAGGGCAGCAGCAGGAGAGGAGGAGGGAGGAGAGGAGGUGGAGGUUGGGUUGACAAGCCUCCCAGCUACUCCGAGUAUGAACCUGGACAGAAACCAGGAGCACGGAAGAAUGAACGCUACCCUGACAAGAGUUCUCGUAGUGGCACCAGUGUCGUCAUCUGAACCCUCCGGCUGUGAAAAGCCCUGCGACCUCUGUUUCAGAGAACAUGCACACCUCAUUAGAACUGGGAGCCUUGUUGUCUGGCUACUGGUAAACGUUUAAAUGGAACCAUUUGUAUGUAUUUAAAUGAAGCAUCAACCAACUCUUUUAUUACGUGUUUGACAAGUGAAACACCGGCAAAAGGAUUUAUAAAAUGUGACACUGAAAGAUUCAGAAAUGUCUUAUAUCUUAUAAUGUGUAGGUGGUAAAUGUUUGUUUUUAGAUAUUAGGAAAGAUAAAUAGAUAAGAGAUAUUAUGUAGAUAUCGUAAGAAAAGUCCUAACUGUGACUACUGAACAGAUUCCCCCCUGCUGGAACAUCUGUGAUGAAAAUAUUCUGAAGAAAAGCCUGAGAUCAGUUAGAUUAUUCUCAUAUGUGGCUUUUAGAAUUGAAGUUUCUUAUCUUAAAACUAUUUAUUUAGAAGGUAGCAGAGUUAACACUUAAAGCAAUAAUCAUGAAGUGCAGAAGUAACGAUUACCAGGGCCAGUAAAUAUACAAAUUACCAUUUAAUUAUGAAACUGUUAAUGGUGAAAUUAGUUUUUAGCUUUUUAUAAUUUUUGUAAAUAUUUUUUUUAUAUAUAUAUAACUCCUGGAUCUGUUGAAGUGGCUGUAAUACAUUUGUUUUAUUAAUGUUUUGAAGGAAAAGGUGUAUAUUAGCAUUAGCCUGUGUUCACAUGAGUGUUUUUUAAACCUUUUGUUCACAAGAUAAAUUAUUUACACAUAACUGUAAAUACUAUGUGUAAAUAAUGAUUUUGCAUGGUGUUGAUAAUGAAGUAAUGUCAGCAAUGUUACAAGUUUUUUUCUUUUAAAAUUGUGGUUGUCAGCACAAUAUAAAAACAUAAUACUAUGUGUUUUUUCAGUAUACAAACUUACCUGGUUUCUUUUUUUCCCUUUUUGUUUGUAUCAUGGUAAAUUUCAGACAUGGAAUUAAAUUCGUUGACUCAA
Molecule: messenger RNA, 2835 nt
Organism: Larimichthys crocea (large yellow croaker)
Lineage: Eukaryota; Metazoa; Chordata; Actinopteri; Sciaenidae
Product: immunoglobulin-like domain-containing receptor 1
Exons: 9
Coding region: 274-1854 (526 amino acids)
Cellular component (GO): plasma membrane
Molecular function (GO): high-density lipoprotein particle receptor activity
Source: RefSeq, a predicted model, not a curated record